CAAAUUAAAACCAACAAGAUGGAAAAUGACAUACUACUGUAGGUGUCGAUUGGCGUUGCGCUGUGUGCAGCUGGCAUCACUGCACUGCACACAUAUAUAUCCUGCAAUGCUUCAGCGGCACGACGUGGCGGUGUGGACGUAUGGUCGUCACGGAUGAACAACAUGCAUGCUCGCACUGUUGUUGGUUCGUGGGAGCUCCCCGUUCGUUCGGUGGCCCGUGCAUUCAAUGCCUCCUUGACCCUAAACCAAAAUUACAAGUAGAAGAUCAAUGCAGAAACAGUACAGUAAUCCAAACAGCGAAUCCCACCAAGCUUUUACUGAGCCCAGCAACCAGGCUGUCAGGAACGACACCAACCAAGCAAGCAAUUCUUCACUGGUCUUGGUCGCUUCCGAGUUCCUUCACGGUUAAUUUCUCGCCACCAGAUGCCAAAUUGGUGGGGAUGUACACGUACACACGCGCAGAGGGUGGGAGAGAGAUGGGGCACAUGGGGUGCUUGCUGCUGAGGACAGAAAAGAGAGAGAGAGAACUUGCAAUGGCUUCGCUGGUCUCGUCCUAAGUAGGCCAUGGCAGUGGCACUGGAAUCCAACCGUAUUUUGUCUGUCAAGUCUUCCCUCACCUCCUCUCUCUCUCCUCGACAUGGAGGCUGAGAGGUCAGAGAUUAGAUUAGAAAAAAGGAAGGCGAGGCCAGCCAUACGCUGCACGCAUACGCACCAGCGCGCAAUGCGAGGUCCCCAUAUUCUGUAAUCUUCCUCACCCAAGUCACGAGCCUGCCUGCCUGCCUGCACUUCCCUCCUGGCCAUACGCCAUAGGAAGAACAGGACACGGACGGAGGUGAGGGCACCACUCGGAAAUCCUGCCAUCCUGCUAGCUGGAGGGGCUGUAGCUGGACAGUGACUGAGAGUGAGAGGCAGCAGCGGUCCGGUGGCUGGCCUCCUUGCUGGAUGCUCGCCGUCAGGGAGGUACGACGAGCACGACCGCCUCUCCCUCCCGGGAGCGUUCCCUCUCCGGCGAGGUCCCUCCUCCGGGAAAUGCGGCGGGGCAGUUACAAAUGACAUCUUCUUCUUCUUCUCCUUCGUAACCUGCUGCAAAGGAGGGCAACCUCCUGCAUUUCCGGGUUCUCUUUCCACGAGAAGGGAAGGGGGAACCGGAGGAUGCCGGCCAAGUACCUGGGGGCGUUGGCGGAGGACAGGCGCCCGGAUCUCUAUCGCCAGGUGGGCUGCGUCACCGGGAUCUUGCAGGCCUUCGACCGCCGCCACCAUCUCGCCUCCUCCCACAAGAGGCUCCUCCCCCCAACAGGCCAUGCACCCAGCAAUCCAAGCAAAGGGGGAGAAUGCACGAGAUAUUCACCCCAGGUUGUUCUGGAGAAGAACUCGAGUAAAACUUGGGCUGAUAGCCAAAGAGCACCAGCAACAGAACUAUCUCAAACCUCAUAUUCAUCAUCACCCUCUUCGUCAUUCUCAUCCCUUGAUGGCAACAGGUCAACACAACAAGACCUAUCAUCCACUGACCGAAUGCUAUUUCCAGAGAGGCCGUUUAAGAGCUCGCCGAAGCUCAAGAGUUCUUUUGACAGUGACAAUGGACUCGACUACCCUGAUGAUGCGCUUACCAAGUCCAAGAACAUGCCCAUAGUUCAAUCCAGCCUGCCAACUCUUGGUAUAAGAAAUCUUGUGAAGGAUUCAAUCUACAAGGAUAGCCAUGAAUUGUCAGUCAGAAUUAGCACUGAAGAAGAAGUAAAAGAUCACCCAUCCAACUGUGGAGAUCAACCUAUGCAAUUGAAUGGGCCUCACCAUGACAGUACACAAGGAAAAAGCAAGGGUCUCAUGGACAUCAACGAAUCGCUUCGAGUGCUAGCCAAGCUCAGGGAAGCCUCGUGGACUCCUCCUGAAUCUGUUCAUCAUGCAAGACUCUCAUAUGAUGCUCCUCGGUUCUCAUACGAUGGAAAGGAAGCAACAUCAAAAUUGAGGGAGGUACCGAGGUUGUCAUUGGACAUCAAGGAAGGUCACCUUUGGAAUCGUGAAAUUGACUCUAGGUUGGACCCAAGCUUGAGUUCUGCAGACAGAAACAGCAACACUGUUACUGGGUCCAAUGCAGCUUUCGAGACCCAGCAGGAACAGCCUGCCUGCAAGCGGCUUCCUAGCGUUGUUGCAAAGCUCAUGGGUUUGGAAGAGUUGCCAGAGCAUAAUCAAAGUACAGCAUCAUCACAUGCAUGCAAUACCGUUCAAGAGAACAAGCAAGAUGCCAUGUUGAACUCCUUGAGCAUCUCCUACCAGUACGAGCAUGCUCCUCAACAAGAAAGGAAUCCUGAUUCAACUGUAAGAAAUUUACCCAACUCUAAGUUCCCUGUCCAAACUGCACCAUGGAAGCAACAAGAAAGGAUUGUCCUUCCACGAAAACUGCCAAAGGGAUCAAAAGGAGCCCACGGAAGAGAACCUGCUGCACCAUGGAACCAGCUGAAGGAUCUUGAUUUUCAGCAACCAAACAAAGACCUUAGAGCACUUAAACAGAUUUUGGAUUCUGCAAAAGGACUAUUAGAAAAUAAGAAACGGGAGGAAGCAUUUAUGCCAAAGCUAUAUAAUGGAAACCAUGAUGACCAAGAGAUGGCCAGUGCGAACAUGAGACUGAACCGUAACACCAACAACAUGUGGAUGCCUGAAGAGAGCAACGCUGAAAGCUCUUUCAAAUCGCCUAUUGUGAUAAUGAAACCUUCAAAAUCUGCAAACCUUUACAGCAAAGUGGAUUCUUCUGUCUUCCCAUUAGGAGGUUCAUCUGAUCUCCCACAGCCACAAACAAGCAAUAGCACUGAUAGAAGGAAAGCUUCAACGAUUAAUAGAACCGCCAAAGGGCAAUAUGCGAAAUUGAGUCCAAGGGUGCCUACUUCUCAACCCCUUGUUUCUUGUGACAGGAGAUCAUAUGGAAGGAAUGAUGAUAGCAGCAACAACCAAAAAUCUAGUUCACUGCUGGUCACUGAGAGCUCAACCAGAAGACAGCAGCUGCCAAGGAAUAGUAGCGUAAGUAUGCAAAAGAACAAAAAUUCCACUAGCCCAAAAUUACUACAGAGAAAACUUGAUCCAGAGCGGAGGGCUAGACCACCUAUUCCUUCUGCUGAGUCUAACAAAAGCGAAAGGCAAUCUGGAGAUAGGAACAAUUCAGAAACAGUGUCACCCCGAAGCAAAUUCAGAAGGAAACUUGUGCGCCCACAAGGUGAUGAUGGCAUGCCCAUUGGAUUGAACAACAGGACAAGGAGCCUGUAUCAGCAUGACAAUGAUAUGUCCAUAAGGUCAGAUGGCAGUAUAAGUGUUGCUUCAGAGCUGGAUAUUAUAAGCAAUGACAGAUCUACAGGAGUUAAUAUUUCUAACUUUGAGCAAGGCAUUGGAACUCCAUCUGGAAGGAACCCACAGAAAGUGAAAACCUCAUACGAUGCAAAUAUGGACGUGCCAUCUGUAGACCCUUCAGCUGCUAUUUCGGAACGGCCCAGUCCAGUUUCUGUGUUGGACUCUUCAUUUGAUCAGGAGGAUUUGUUCCCUACCAGCAGGACUCCAAAUUCACUUGCUGUUGAUGAUGAGCGCGAAACAUUAGAGGAACCCUGGAAACCAUCUGUCGCUAUACAGUCCAAGAACAAUAAACUCGCAAAUGUUGCGAGCUUGCUUGAGAAGCUCCAGCAGCUUAGCGUGAACAAGGAUGAGGAUGCACCUCCGGUUGACCAUAUUGCUUUCUUGUGUGAGACAGAGAGCCCAGACCACCGCUACGUGUCUGAGAUACUGCUGGCCUCCGGUCUUCUGAUGAAAGACCUAGGUUCAGGACAGACAGGUCUCCAGCUCCACUCCUCUGGCUACCCGAUCAACCCUGACUUGUUCCACGUGUUGGAGCAAAGGAAGGCUGGAUGGGUCAGUACACCUGAUGGCAUCCAUCAGAGCAGAAGCGGCACAAAAUCUGAUCCCAGGAGAGCGCACCGGAAGCUGAUGUUUGACACUGUGAAUGAGCUUCUCCUUCAGAAGUUUGAGAAGGAAACCGCCGUUUAUGCGCUCAGUUCCUUCACCAGAGCGAAGGAUCCACCUGCAAAGACUUUUAGCGGGCAACAGCUGCCGAAGUUCAUAUCUUCGGGAAUUGAAGAACUGGAUAUGGAGCGAUCGUCCAUCAGCCAGAAGGACAGCAGCGUGAUACCUGAUGCAGAGAUCCUGCGGAGGCUGCAGGGAUGGACGAGCUUCAGCAAGGAGCUCCCGGGGAUGGUGCUGGAGAUCGAAAGGUCGAUAUUCAAGGAGCUGGUGGACGAGGUGGUGCAUGGGGAGUCUGCUGACGGCCCGGAGAUGAAGGCUGCUGGCAGACGGAGAAGGCGGCUCUUUGCUUGAUACGGUUUGUUUGACCAUCGCCAUCCACCAUUUGGAUGGGCCUGAUUUGUGAAGCUGUAACUUUGUUUGUCUUGCCAUGAGAGUGAGACCCUAUUUCAUCUCAAGAGAAGAGGGAGAGAGAGGGGGUAGCGCAGAUUUGGUGAGAGACCCGAAAAUGGGCAUUCGUUCGUGCUAUAUAUAGAUACUAUGUAUACCAUUGUUUCUUGACUCCUUGUGAUUUACUGUGGAUGAUGCUAUUUCAGUAAAAAAAAUGGACGAAUGACAGUUGUUUUUUGCCAUGUAAAAGGCAAAUUAUA
This is a messenger RNA of Zea mays, 4643 nucleotides long. RefSeq lists its product as uncharacterized. Gene Ontology annotation, biological process: regulation of monopolar cell growth. The record is from RefSeq and is a predicted model, not a curated record. The transcript is spliced from 6 exons. Bases 1153 to 4347 code for a protein of 1064 amino acids. NCBI's taxonomy places the organism in Eukaryota, Viridiplantae, Streptophyta, Magnoliopsida, Poales, Poaceae.